Molecule: messenger RNA, 1161 nt
Organism: Parastagonospora nodorum SN15
Lineage: Eukaryota; Fungi; Ascomycota; Dothideomycetes; Pleosporales; Phaeosphaeriaceae
Exons: 3
Coding region: 1-1161 (386 amino acids)
Source: RefSeq, a predicted model, not a curated record
AUGGGUCCAAACAAUUUCGUGCAACCCGGUUGCGAGCCGCGACUGGUGCACGGGUUCCAGAUGUCGCACCAUGAGGCCUCUCCCCUGCCGAACAGAGAAACGCCCAGCAAGCGACUCGAAAACUCCAGCCGAGCCGCCUCCUGUUCGUUAACAGCCUCAAGGCCGCCGCACACUCGUUCAACAUCUCGCGCCUUGCUUCUCAUAUUCGUUGCCUUCUGUUUCUGGACUUCCCUCAUUAAUACCGUCUCCGCUACCAAUGCCGAUCGCCCAGCAUUGCUCGCUGUCCACGUGGAAGACGACCUAGCCUGGAAAGGGUCAGCUCUAUACGUCGACCAUCAAGCACCGCCAACAGCUCCCUCGUUCAUGCCUCCGCUACAUAAUGAUCACGAUGGCAAGCAAGCAGCAAGGAGGGCAGUCAGCACGGAUCCCAGCGCUGGCAAAGGGGACUUUACUAUUCCUGAACCUUUCGACACCGGCCUUUCCAACAACUUGACAAACACGUGCGCAGCCUUUCUUCAACGGAUGCGCGGGGAUGCGUCCUUCAGGAAAUGCCACCCUUUCUCUUUACUCUUGCAGACUUCGAGCGGAUUUUUCGAUGCAUCAAAAUCGUACCUUCGUAUAACGCAAACAUUAGACGCGACCUGUGGAGUAAAUGCUUCACAAUGCAGACAGACAAUGGACAGUUUUGCGCGAGAGUUGCAAAUGGCAUCAGCAUGCAAACAAGACCUGGACAACGAUAUGCCUUUGGUCAUACAAGCCCUUAAUGGACUGGUCGCAUACCCCGUUGCAUACUCGGCGAGCUGCUUAAGAGACACCGAGGGGAGCUACUGUUUCGCCAACGCAGUCAGCAACACAUCGUCGCCCACAGACUCGUAUUCUUAUUACCUGCCAGUAGGACAAGAGCUUCCUGCUGGUUCGCGCCCUACUUGUAAUUCUUGUCUCCAAGAUGCGAUGGCAGUUUUUGCACAGUACGCCAAUAACGCUACGCAACCCGUCUCCAGGACCUAUGCCGCCGCUUCUCAGCAAUUGACGAUAGGCUGCGGGAGAUCAUUCGUGAAUGUAACCGCUGCACCACUCAAAGCGGCCGCACCCAUAACGACCACAUCGCUCACACCAACCCUUACUCUUGUUCUAAUGUUUAUACUCUACUUCUUCCAGUGA